GUCUACAUAACCUAUACAGACCUAACCAAUCACAGUUCAUUAUUUUUGAAUCCGCGUGCGGUAUACUCUGAUUGGUGGCAGACCCUAGCGCACGUAAUUUGUCAAUUCAUGUGCUCCAACUUCGCACAAAAUUCAUCUCUACUUCGUAGGAGAAUUAUUAAUUCUUUUUACGAUAAGUGGAGAGACGAACUACUGGGUGUAUAACAUUAGAUCUAACCUCCAAGAUUAUUUCUUCACACCGAACAUGAAUCACUAGGAAAACGAUGAGUUUGACAGUGACAAACCAAGAAAGAAUAACCAUUCAAAUUCAACCGCAGGAAUGAGAAAAUAAAAUUAUUUUUAGUUUAUUCAUGCUCAGUAUUGGAAAUCAAGUACCAUGAGUGGACUUUUGAACUUGUACAGAAAUCUCCUGAGAAAAUAUCCAUUGCGGAUGCAAGCUAUUCAAGCAGGUGCGUUAAUGGCUUUGGGUGAUCAAAUAGCACAGAAUUUCGUUGAAAAACGAAAAUUUCAGGAUGUUGAUUAUAUUCGUACUGCCAAGUUCUAUGCCAUUGGAUUUUGCAUAGGUGGCCCAGCAACUUACACGUGGUACGGAAUACUAGAUAAAUAUAUUGGUUCAAAAGGUGGUGUUGUAGCGAUGAAAAAAGUUGCUUGCGAUCAACUGUUCUUCGCACCGUGUUUCAUCGGUGUUCUUCUCAGUUCAGUUGGUUUCAUGCAGGGCAACGACAUUAACAGUAUUCGAGAGAAGCUCCGGGAAGAAUACCUAGAGAUCCUGCGAAAUAACUACAAGGUGUGGCCUAUGGUGCAAAUGGUGAAUUUUGCUUUCGUACCACUGCAAUAUCAAGUUCUAGUUGUACAAUCCGUGGCAGUCCUAUGGAAUUCCUAUGUGUCUUACCGUACAAACAGAGAUGUACUUCAUAAAGCGAAUUCAUGAGGAUCCUCAUGUCUGCCAAAGCGAAUUAGAUAAAUGUGAGACAGGUCGAUUGAUCAAUUGACAAAGGAUGACUAAAAACGUAAAUGCAAAUUUUUGAUACUUUAAUCUAGCCAAUAAUAAUACAAAUAGUGUUUGCACAUAAAAAUGUUUUAUAUUGAUUAUCAUAAUGUGUACUCGACACAUGAAAAUAAUAAUUAUUUGAACUAAA
Messenger RNA from Diachasmimorpha longicaudata, 1139 nucleotides. RefSeq names its product protein Mpv17 (gene Mpv17). Lineage: Eukaryota; Metazoa; Arthropoda; Insecta; Hymenoptera; Braconidae. Gene Ontology annotation, cellular component: membrane; cytoplasm; mitochondrion. The record is from RefSeq and is a predicted model, not a curated record. The coding region runs from base 377 to 931 and encodes 184 amino acids. The transcript is spliced from 5 exons. Gene Ontology annotation, biological process: cellular response to reactive oxygen species.